Asparagus officinalis (garden asparagus) is the source of this 839-nucleotide messenger RNA. RefSeq lists its product as uncharacterized. The transcript has 2 exons. The record is from RefSeq and is a predicted model, not a curated record. Gene Ontology annotation, molecular function: enzyme inhibitor activity. NCBI's taxonomy places the organism in Eukaryota, Viridiplantae, Streptophyta, Magnoliopsida, Asparagales, Asparagaceae. Bases 34 to 570 code for a protein of 178 amino acids.
UAAAAUAGAAAGAAAUUAAGAAACAGACGAAAAAUGAAGGCUUUUCCCUCUCUUGUUGUUGCCCUCCUCUUCCUCAACUUGUUAUCAGCUGACGCCACUCUCGAAGAAACAUGCAAGCAAUUAGCAGCUCACACAGGCGUUCAUUUUGACGUCAACUUCUGCAUAACAACUCUUCAGGUUGUUCCAGGAAGUAAUGAAGCUGAUGCUAUAGGUCUUACCUCUAUAAUAGCCAACCUAGCGAACGCCAACAUCACGCACAACCUUGCCAAAGUGAAGGAGUUGCUGAACAGUAAAAACGUGUCAGCGGAGAGCAAAAAGGCUCUGGAUGUCUGUGAAGAAGUGUACGAUUUGGGCAUUGAGGACAUCAAGGAAACGAUUGAAGCGCUCGAGUCUCGCAAUUUUUUCACGGUUAAGAGUCGUUUGAGUGCGCUAUUGUUCAACGUCUUCACGUGCAGGGAUGCUUGGGCCGAGUCGAAGCUGAAGUCUCUGAUGCCUAAAGAAGAAGACGAUGCUUAUAAAAUCAGCGACCUUGCUGUCUCCAUUGGUGCUUCGCUUCCUGAUCAUCAGUAACUUCUUGAUUUGUCUUCAGUCUGUGGGUGUCGGAUGUUGGACGUUUAGAGUAAGAUAUUAUAUAUGAACGUUUGUAGCCAUGGUGCCCUUCAUUGUUUCUCGGAUUAGACUUGGUCAAGGUAGUUCGCGUUUACAUGAAAGACGAAGGCGAAAAUCAUGGGGAAUUUCAUGUCUAGGUAUCAAAUUUAGGCUUUCCCUUUGUUUUGUACGCAUAGAAGUUAAGUUCUUGGAUUAGUUCAGGUCUUCUAAUUAAAACCAUCAAUUCAUCA